AUGAAACGAAAAUUGCGGCAUAACGCGCCUCCGAUCGCCGUUACCUAUCUAUUCCUCCUCCAGACAACCUCCGCAAUUAUACUAUCUGGAGGUCCAAAUUCCUACGCUCGUUAUCCGAAAUGGGCACACUCGUACGAGAAUUCGCUAUCGCUCGAGCUGAAGACCCGGCAGAGCGACGGGAUGCUUCUAUAUACGGACGAUGGGGGGCAAAACGGCAAUUUUUAUGCACUGACGAUUGCUGAUGGGAGGAUACAGUUGGACUUUCGGCUCGGUGACAACGCCAACGAACCGGGAAAACGUCCAGUAAAUACAAUCCGCAUUGAAGAUGUUCGAGUUGAUGAUGACCGCUGGCAUACAUUAUCGGUUUUUCAGUCCUGGGAAAACGUCAAAAUCGAGCUCGACCAAACGACUGCCUUCCGAAUAUUAUACCAACGGAGCUUUGUGUUUGGGAAUCUACUCAAAAACUCGGAUGUGUAUGUGGGCGGGAUACCGAAGGACCUCCAUCUCCUUCCCACAAUGUCUUCUCCAUUACGACGCCAUACCAAACACCUAGCCGGAAAUGUUCGAAAUCUCCUCUACCGUCUCUACCCCCAAGGCGUUACCUCUCCACAACUCCUCGAAGCAUACGGUACCCGGCAAAGCGAUGAAGACUUUUGUCGAACCAAUGCGAAUUCGCUGCGGGACCUUGUGUUUUGUCAAAAUGAGGGAUAUUGCUACAGUACCAACGAUGGGCCAAAGUGUGAUUGUUCAGCAACAGAUUAUGAAGGGCCACACUGUGUCUCUGAGAAACCUGAUGGAGAAUUGUCAUUCUUCGGGCAAGAAUGGGUCGGUUAUGAUGUUUCCAACGCUACAUCAGCUCCAACAAAAACAAAACGAGAGACGAUACAUAUGAUGUUCAAAACUGUGCAUGGAGAGGCUUUACUGUUUUAUGCUGGUGACGAAACGAAUUUCUUGCGAAUCUCGAUCGAAGACGGUGCUGUACAUGCCUAUUCAAAAUUUGAAGGUACCGAGCAACGCAUGGUUCGUAUGUUCAAUUCAAUCAAUUCCGGCCGCUACGAUGACGAUCUGUGGCACAAUAUUAUCGUCGACCGCAGCCUCCAUCUGCUAGUACUGACAGUUGAUGGGCAGCGGGAUGAGAUUCGACAAUAUGCACCGGAAACAGAUUGGAUUGGUCACUCAUUUGCCUUUGUUGGCGGGUUGCCAAGGGAUAAAAAUCGUCUUGGUGUUAGAUCAAAGCCCUUUCGAGGAUGUAUGCGUCAGGUGCGAUACGAAGCUGAUGCUCAACAAGUCCUCUUCGUCAACCUAGCUGAUGAGGGCUUUGGGGAAUCGGUGAUCAGAACCGGCGGGGAGCUGGCUUUUUCCUGUAAAAAUCCACAGGUCCCACCCGAUGUGCUAUCCUUUAACACAAGCGAUUCCUACAUUGCUUUGCCGAAAUGGAAUUCGUUGGCUAGUGGCAGCAUCAGCUUUCAAUUCCGGACACCAGACCCCGACGGUCUUAUCCUAUUUCACGGCGAUGUAGCCUCAUCCUCAGACUUUGUCGCGUUCGAACUCAUAGACGGUCAUUUAUUUCUCGUCAUCGACCUAGGCAGCGGCCAUGUUCGACUUCAGACAACCUCCGAGCGAGUCGACGCCUCCCCAUCACAAUGGCAUACCGUAUUGCUCGAAAGGGUUGGACGGACCGGCAGUGUUGUGGUGGAUUCGGUGAAAACGGACUUCAGCACCCCGGGUGUUUCCUCGAAUUUGAUAGUCGAUGAUCCGGUAUAUAUCGGCGCUAUUCCGUUCCGAAACGAUUCAAAGCGACGGUUUCCGUCAUCGGUUUGGUCAAUAACAUUGCGAAAGGGUUUCAUCGGUUGCAUCAAAAACGUCCGCUUCAACGGAAUCUCCUCCAAAAUCUCCACCGUUUUCCAAGAGCAAAAUGCCACCGGUGUCUCCAUGGGAUGCCCAAACACCCAUAAGAUUGAUUUCUGCGAGGGGAAUCCGUGUCAGAACUUUGGACGCUGCCAAUCCGGAUUUUCGACGUUCCAGUGUGAUUGCAGUGGGACUGGGAUGGAAGGCGUAAUUUGUGGAAAAGAACCUCCAGUCACCAACCUUAACCCUGAUCGCCCUCUAUCCGUUGUCCUACCUACCGUAAUGGCAAGCGAGGCAGAAAGUGUGGAGCUACGAUUUCGGACCGAUAUCCCAAAAGGAAUCCUGCUCGACACUCGCUCCGUCUCCAACCGCACCCAUCGCUUUGUGCUCCAAAUUUCUAGCGGCGAGCUGGAGCUGUUCAUCAAUUUCGGAAAGGGCAAGCAUACGUUCAAUUGGGGACGAGGACUUCACGACAAUCGUUGGCAUGAGGCAAGAAUGAAGAGAAGAGGAGAGCGAUUGUUGCUAUAUUUGGAUGGAAAAUGGGAACAUAGUUAUUUUCUUCCUGCCCAAGACCUCGUGCUCGAAGUUGACGAACUAGCUUUGGGUCACAGCCUACACAGUGAAAGCGGUGAAGAACCGUUUAGAGGCCAGCUCACCUCGGCCAAAUUCAACCACCUGGAUCUUCUUUCAAUUCUACGAAAAGAAGGGCGACUGCAUGGUAGCAGUGGAACAAGCAAGGAAAGCAAGGGACAGCGCAAUAUAAAAACAAAAUCUCCGGCUGUUUCCUUUACAAAUACUACGGGUUUUGUGACUUUGGCGCCGCAUCGGGUAUCACGGGUGCGCGGCGAUUUUCGGGUAUCCUUCAAGUUCCAGACGCUAUCCAGACAUGCGCUACUUUUUGCUACUUCCAGCAUUGAUACAACAGUCGAUUCGGUUAUUAUUGAGUUGGUUCAUGGGAGAAUACGGUACACCUACCGCGCAGGGCUGCGGGAGGAAACGAUCGCUUCUCCACAACUGCCAUUUGGAAGCCAUCUAAGCGAUCUACGAUGGCACAGUUUAUUGGUGUAUCAGGAUGGGAAGACUGGGGAGCAUGUGUUGCUCGUUGACAACACUACGUCUGUACUUUCUAAGAUGAAACAUCAUCGGGCUGUAUUAGCGGGGACGGCUUAUUUUGCCGGAAUCCCACCAUCGUCGCCAGUUUCCGGAAGACUUGCUACAGUACGUGGUCUACGAGGUUGCCUCUCAAGCCUCCGGCUUGGCGAUGAAAACCUGGAUAUUCUGGAUGAAGCCGAAAGGUUAAAUGCGGUAGUACGGGGAUGUCAAGGUCCAUUGGCGAAGUGUUCUCCGGGUGUUUGUUCGAAUGGAGGCCGCUGUAUUCAGCAGUGGAACUCGAUUCGGUGUGAUUGUUCGUUGACGGCACACGCUGGGGAGAGGUGUAAUCAACCGGCUACAACCUACACUUUCCCACGCGAGCCUUCAGUAAUUUUCUAUGAAUAUUCUGAAGGGGAGCGUCCAUCGACGGAAAAGGAUUUUGUGGUUCUUGCCUUCAAAACAUCUGCACUCGAAGGAGUUUUGUUGAGUAUUGAAUGUCUAGCAGACCGGGACUAUUUGGCAUUAUUCUUGCGUCAAGGCCUACUCGUGUUGCGCUUCAAUUUGGGCAGCGUUGACCAUUUUGUCCCAUUGACGAAUACACCCAUGAAUGAUGGAAUCGUGCAUGUCGUCAAGCUAUUCCGAGCUGAUGCGAACAUUACGGCCGUCGUUGAUAAAUAUCCACCAGUGCGAUAUCGCCCGGAAAUUAGUGAAACACUUGUCACCCUAAAUAUGCAGUGGAGGAUCUCGCUUGGUUCCGCGUUGAAUGCUAAGCAUUUGAUGAAUGGAGAUCGGGUCAAACGGCACCUCAUCAAAAUCAUCGAUCCAUUCGAGGGCGACAUCGGAGGUGUCAAUUUCAACGGGCUGAACAUCUUGGAUCUGCACGCGCAAGGUCAUCCAAACGUGAGAGCCGUCGGCGGCGUGAGGCUUGCCUACGAAGCUCCACCGAAGAUGCACAGCAGCGCUGAGGACAUCGAUUUUGAUGGCGCGCAACCAUCCCCAUUCUUCGAGGCGAUUGGCCCGAGCUGUCUUAGCAUCGAGGAACAAGAGAGUUGUCUCGUCGACCCGGAACCCAUCGGGUUCUUCACGCCGCAACUGCCGACCGCAGUAACGGCGUCGAGACGGGUGCAAGCAGCGACACACGAGAAGGAAAAAUCGAGCCCGACCCCGUUCCUGCCGGCAUCGAGUGGCCGGGUGACGCCGUACACCGCGUAUCCCCCAGUCCGUCCGACAACUCCUAUGGGAGAUUUGAUCACCACGACAAUGAAGCCAAGUGGAGGUGAAGAUUUCCCACGGACGAUGCUGAUCAUGGUGGGGUCGGGAACGGUGAUUCUCCUCAUAGCCGCCAUCGUCUUCUGCGUGUUCAAGUGCCGCCAAAAUGGGCCGCCGCCGGAGCAUUAUCCAAUGGUGAUGAACGGGAAAGCGGUGGGUUAUGCGCCGAUCAGCCAAGAGAUGACACCACAAAUGACACAUCAUGGAGACCCUGCCAGUCAGCCAUUGAUAUCUCCACGUAUCAGCACCCAGGUCAAUGGCUACCAGCCUUUGAAAGGUGCAGUGAUACCUAAUGGGAAUGGUAUCACCGAUAAUGGGAUGACCUUCAAUGGAGGAGCAAAUGGCGCUGCCAGACGCAUGAAUGGCGGUAUGAACGGCUCCAUGUCCCACCUCAAUGGCGGCGGCCAAAAUGGCAACGGCCCCAAGGGUAACGCGAAAAAGAAAGAUUUUAAAGAAUGGUAUGUG
This is a messenger RNA of Mesorhabditis spiculigera, 4674 nucleotides long. Lineage: Eukaryota; Metazoa; Nematoda; Chromadorea; Rhabditida; Rhabditidae. The record is from the annotation of a GenBank genome assembly.